AUGAAGGACAAUUCUGUAUGUCGUAUAGUGAAUUUCAAAUAUGUGUAUGUUCAUCUUUGUGACAUUUUUGAUAAAUUAUCACACUUCUAUGCCAUUCCUGUAUUAUCAUCUGUUAUAUAUUUAGGAACAGUUAUAACAUUUAUAUCAUAUUACAACUUUUACAAAUUUUAUGUUACCAAAAAUUCACUUAAUCCAAGCCACGACAUUUGUGACACCCUGUGGCUUUUUAUCGUAGCUUCGGCAAUUAUUACCUUGAUUACUACUGUCAAUAGUAUCAAAAAAGAGAUUAGCAUUAUUCCAGAUAAUCUUCAUUGGCUCUUGAAUCUAUGUUCAAUGUCUGAAGACAUGGAGAAUGCGCUGAUGGAUUUUUCUUAUGACCUUUUGAGUCGAAAAAUAAACUUCACUGCAUAUGGAAUUAUUCCAUUGGAUGGCUCUUUACUAUUUUCAAUUUUAGGAAGUUCUAUUACUAAUCUUGUUAUUUUCCUUCAAUUUCAAUUGUAA
Molecule: messenger RNA, 501 nt
Organism: Chelonus insularis
Lineage: Eukaryota; Metazoa; Arthropoda; Insecta; Hymenoptera; Braconidae
Product: putative gustatory receptor 28b
Exons: 4
Coding region: 1-501 (166 amino acids)
Biological process (GO): male courtship behavior; sensory perception of taste; chemosensory behavior
Cellular component (GO): membrane; axon; dendrite
Source: RefSeq, a predicted model, not a curated record